Diplodia corticola is the source of this 1599-nucleotide messenger RNA. Its product is annotated as coiled-coil domain-containing protein mtmr15. The coding region runs from base 1 to 1599 and encodes 532 amino acids. The transcript has a single exon. NCBI's taxonomy places the organism in Eukaryota, Fungi, Ascomycota, Dothideomycetes, Botryosphaeriales, Botryosphaeriaceae. The record is from RefSeq and is a predicted model, not a curated record.
AUGGGCAAGAGAACUUCUUCGGCGGUGGACACCCGCUCAGCCAAAAGGGCAAGAAACGCUGCUUCCUACAAGACGUCCGAUAGCACCACCUAUUGGCACACCAAGGCAAGUGUCGCCAGGUCCAACACUCGGACCAGGCUCGCCGUUGCGCGCAGAUCGAGUCGACGCGACAGCGACGCUUCUUCCUCAGACACCCCGCGCCGCAAUGUCGCUACCCGCUCAAUGACUUUGAGGAAGCGCACUCAAUUCCCGUUCCUUCAGCUGCCCGCCGAACUGCGCAACCAAAUCUACGAAUACAUGCUGGACUUCAAGGGCGUGGCGGGACUGCUUACGAACCACUAUAAGGCCCACGUCCACGACAACACUUCCAUCGAAUGGCCCAACCGUGACGUCCAUCCUUUGCUAUUAGUGAACAAGCAAAUGACCCGGGAGGCCGUGUACAUCCUUCACCGGAAGACGCUUUGGCUGCCGCAUUCGACGACGCCCAACAGCUUGAUCACAGACGUCGCCUCUGUGAGGCUGCUCGAGAACCUGCGCAAAGUUGAUAUCACGCGCGACGAUAGCUUCGGCGAGAUGCACACGUGGUGUGACUUUCUGGAGUUCUUCAGGCUGAUCAGGUCCGCCGUCAGCGUCUGGACCAAGUCGCACAAGCUGCAGGAGCUCACCAUCGCAAUGCAGGGUGCACAGGUCGUGACACACUUGGCCACGUGCCCCGCCCAAGGCCACUGCUACUUUCUGGAUGAGAUUGAGAAAAUGAUGUCCAGCCUUGAAGAGCUCCGUGGUAUCAAGACCGUUAAUUUCGGUGGUUUUCUGGAGGAGUAUGCGACGGAAGCCAAGAAGUGGAUGCAAACGCCGCCCGUUUAUCUCCUCAAGACCCUCGACGACAACCUGCGCAAGCGAAUCUUCCAUUAUCUCGUGGACAUCAAUGAUGCAAACGAUGCUCUCGUCAAGGCAAGCAACACGGCCGUCAAAUCGUGGAACCCACCUGCGACGAUGGAUGCGAUAGCGCCGUCCAUGACUUCCCCCAGCCUCCUCCGCGUGAACCGGAAAAUUAACGAGGAGGUUCUUGAAGCCAUGUACGACAAGACUUUCACUAUCAGUGCGCCCCCACCGCACCACGCGCACACUUGCACAAGCGUGACGAAGUUCAUCGGCCCCAAUGUCCUUCAGAACGUCCGCCAUCUAGCCCUUGAUAUCGACUCCCGAGGCUUGGCCUCCGUUGCCGCCGAUUGGCGCAUCUUGAUCAAGGAGCUUGCCGAGAAGCUGAAGGCCACCAGUGAGCGGAAGCUCCAGACGCUGCAUAUCAACAUCAAGGAUGCCGCCUGGAUCAAGGAGCAGAUCAAGGCGGAAAGAAAGGAAUCAUCGACCGGAAGAGUAUCAAAGGAGAAAGAGACCGAUUUCUAUGGUCUCAAAGCACUAAGCAAGUUGACCACGAAGAGACUGAGCAGGACCUGGCUGCACCAAAUAUCGUUUGGAGACGGUGUGAGCGACGAUGUGAAGAGGACGUUAGAGGACAGGCUGUGUGGUGGCAAGUCGAACAGGCACCCUCAUGAGACGAACUCAGCCUACGGACCCGACGUCAUGGACGUGGAUGAUUGA